GUAACUACGGCAAAGAUGGCGGCGUCCUCAGCGGCAGGACGCGUUUUGACUCUUUGCAAGCAGUUUCAAAAUGUCUUAAGGAUAUCUUCAGCGAUAAAUCCUCAGCACUGCACUGCUAAUAUAACCAAGUACCAGGCUCAUGUUUACAGGGAAAAGUCUCCUCUGGUUGCCGUGCCCUUUUGGUACAGUCCGAGCAGCUCAGCAGGUCAGUGUCGAGCCCUGCACACAACCAUCAGCAGAAGAGGGCUGGAAGAGUUCUUUGACCUCCCUGAGAACUGGGGAGAGGCCACCGUGAAGUCAGGUGCACCAUGGACUGCCAAACAACUGAGAACCAAGAGCAAUGAAGAUUUACACAAACUCUGGUAUGUGCUGUUGAAAGAAAAGAACAUGCUGCUCACAAUUGAGCAGGAGGCAAGAAGGCAAAGGGCUCAGAUGCCAAGUCCAGAAAGAUUAAGGAAGGUUGAACGGUCGAUAAUCAGACUGGAGACGACGGUGAAGGAGAGAGAGACUGCACUGCGUCUGCUGCAGACAGGACAGGAGAAAGGCAGACCAGGAACCUGGAGGAGGAACAUGUUUGGAUACGUCUACUGGUAUCGAUUCAAAGAGUAUGCAAUUCCUUGGUACAUGAACAAAAGGUACAAGCGAAAGAGGUUCUACACACCUGCGUUUGUCCAACCACACAUCAGGCUGCGCAUAGAGAAGCAUCUUCGAGACAAGGCCAGGAAGGCCAACAGAGAAAAAGAAACUCUGAUGAAACUCAAGAAAAAGUUGCCUCACAUCAAAGUUCCUGCAUCGUGAAAUUUCAAACGCACAUUUUGAACAAUUUCAGGAGGUUUUGACAGCUGUGAGUCGUCCAGACACAAGUCCCAACACAUUUUAUCAGCAGAUAUAAGUUGAUAUGAAUACUCAAGUCUGAAUCAGCUCAUGUCAGAUAUCUGAAGUUGGUCUGAAACUUGUCCCAUGUAGAAUCUGAGUGUAUUUGUCUAGCAGUUAUCUGAUCCUAUUACAUAAAUUAUGCUUCAUCACCAUGAAAUGUUUUGGUCACUGUUUUCAUACAUAAUAUUAAACACACCUCAUGUA
Messenger RNA from Dicentrarchus labrax (European seabass), 1080 nucleotides. It is a transcript of the gene mrpl47, whose product is annotated as mitochondrial ribosomal protein L47. Lineage: Eukaryota; Metazoa; Chordata; Actinopteri; Moronidae. The record is from RefSeq and is a predicted model, not a curated record. Gene Ontology annotation, biological process: mitochondrial translation. Gene Ontology annotation, cellular component: mitochondrial large ribosomal subunit; mitochondrial ribosome. Gene Ontology annotation, molecular function: structural constituent of ribosome. Bases 16 to 798 code for a protein of 260 amino acids. The transcript is spliced from 7 exons.